Aspergillus versicolor CBS 583.65 is the source of this 1504-nucleotide messenger RNA. Its product is annotated as 2,3-butanediol dehydrogenase. Gene Ontology annotation, cellular component: cytoplasm. The record is from RefSeq and is a predicted model, not a curated record. Bases 1 to 1062 code for a protein of 353 amino acids. Lineage: Eukaryota; Fungi; Ascomycota; Eurotiomycetes; Eurotiales; Aspergillaceae. The transcript is spliced from 6 exons. Gene Ontology annotation, molecular function: zinc ion binding; (R,R)-butanediol dehydrogenase activity. Gene Ontology annotation, biological process: butanediol biosynthetic process.
AUGAGAGCAGUCCGGUUUCAUGGAGCCCGGGACAUCAGGGUCGACCAGAUCGAGGAGCCCGUUUGUGGAGAAGAUGAGGUUAAGAUUCGUCCUGCCUUUGUCGGGAUCUGUGGGAGUGAUCUGCACGAGUACCUCGCAGGCCCGAUCGUGAUCCCAACGAAACCCCACGUCCUGACGGGCGGACAGCUGCCCGUGACCCUAGGCCAUGAGUUCAGUGGUACGAUCGAGGAGGUAGGGAAGGGUGUCACAGGUCUCAAGGUCGGAGACCGGGUGGCUGUUAGGCCUAAUCUGUCUGAUGGGACUUGUGCGUCGUGUUCGUAUGGCCGGCCGAACUGCUGUCGGAGUCUUGGGUUUAUUGGGUUUAGUAGUAACGCGGGGGGUCUAUCAGAUCAUGUCGCCGUUCCAGCGAAGCAUGCUAUCCCAUUACCGGAGAGCGUCCCACUUGAUCUUGGUGCGGUCGUCGAACCUCUCACUGUGGCCUGGCACGCUGUAGACCGCAGCCCAGUGGAAACAGCCAAAACUGCACUCGUGGUCGGCGGCGGCCCCAUCGGGCUCGCAGUCGUGCAAGUCCUAAAAGCACGAGGCGUCCAAACCGUCAUCGUCGCCGAAGUUUCCAGCCAGCGCCGCGAGUACGCCCUAGCCCUCGGCGCGACUCACGUCUUCAAUCCUCUCACAGACGAUGUUGUCGCCAAAACCCGCGGAUUGACGGGCGACGCAGGCGCGGAUAUCAGCUUCGAGUGUUCUGGCGUCCAAGCAGGGUUUGAUACGGCGAUGAAAGCAAUCCGGGUGCGGGGGACAAUGACUAUCGUGUCGCUGUGGGACAAGAGUCCCGCUAUCGAUGCGUUUGAUGUUGUUUCGUAUGAGAAACACGUUAUUGGCGCGGCGAUUUGCGAGGAUGGUGAUUUUGAGGCCGUUAUUGAUGCUAUUGCGUCGGGGAAGCUCAAUCCCCGCCCCAUGAUCACCAGCAAGAUCCGGAUGGAGGAGGUCGAAGAAAAAGGGUUCAAGGCCCUCGUGGACGAGAAGGACAAGCACGUUAAGAUCCUAAUUGAUAUUGCCGCGUGAUUAGAUGAAACAGGACCGAAGGACUGAAUGAACCAUGUCUUUAAGAUUGGUGGAUGCUACUCUGGUGUUGGACAAAUGUGUCAGGAGGCUCACUGUGACACCAUGGACCCGGCUGGACGGGUUAAUCUAGCUAUAGUACGGGGAUUGUGCCUAAAAAUAUACGCGAAACCGAAGCCUCCGGGACCUGAGUAAAUAAACAGCUUCGGCUGAACCGAUAUGAUUUGAAUGUCAAUUAAGUUUCCUUGAAACGUAUCGGCGACUCAUGAGGCCUUAGUGUUCCUGGCGCUUGGUGCUUUACAACAGACGGAGAGAAGAAAUGAAACUAUCUCAAAUGCAAGCGCCAUGAGCGCUCAUGCAGUCAUGCAGUCAGACACGUGUGGCAAUUGGUGAAAAAAAAAAAAAGAAAGAAAGAAAGAAAGACGUGAAUUAUCCUGCAACCGCA